GCGGCGUGUCUUUUUCCAGGAGUGUUUGUAUGAAAUUGCAGGGAGAGGGUAGGCAUCGCCGCAGACCCAUAUUGAUCCGGUUGCAAUAACCUCGGUUAUCGUCAGUAUUUUUGAUGACGUUCAUCAUUGGUAGUAGUUAAAAUCGGUUAUAGGUUGAAUAAGAAUCCUGCACGUUGCUCAACUACGUUGUAUCGCCACUGGAGUCCCGGACGAUGAGGAAGAUUGCGCUGCUGCUCAUUGUAUUACUUGGCCUUGCACAUUUUUCGACUGUGGCCAGAUGUGACGAUGAUUUACCAAAUACGGACAUGGCUGAAGAUGGUGAAAGUGACAGUGAUGAUGAGGAGGAGGAGGAUGAUGACGAUGAUGGGACAGAGGUGAAAGAAGAAAACGGGGUCCUGGUCCUCACCGACAACAACUUUGACACUUUCAUUGAGGGCAAGGACACGGUCCUGGUUGAGUUUUAUGCUCCAUGGUGUGGCCACUGCAAACAAUUCGCCCCAGAGUAUGAAAAAAUCGCCCAGACUCUUAAAGAGAAUGAUCCCCCAAUACCUGUGGCCAAGGUGGAUGCAACCAAGGCUAGCAAUCUGGGGAGCAGGUUUGAUGUGUCAGGUUAUCCCACCAUCAAGAUCCUGAAAAAGGGAGAACCUGUGGAGUAUGAUGGAGAGAGGACGGAGAAAGCCAUUGUGGCUCGAGUGAAAGAAGUGGCUCAGCCAGAUUGGAAGCCCCCUCCGGAGGCCACGCUGGUUUUAACCAAGGACAACUUCGAUGAAACUGUUAACAAUGCGGACAUAAUUCUGGUGGAGUUCUACGCUCCAUGGUGCGGACACUGUAAACGCUUGGCUCCAGAAUAUGAGAAGGCAGCUAAGGAGCUCAGCCAGCGCUCUCCUCCCAUUCCUUUGGCUAAGGUGGACGCCACAGUGGAGACUGAGCUCGCCACACGUUUCGAGGUUUCCGGCUAUCCUUCCCUCAAGAUCUUCAGGAAGGGCAAGGCUUUUGAAUACAAUGGGCCCAGAGAAAAUUAUGGCAUUGUUGACUUCAUGACUGAGCAGGCGGGGCCUCCCUCCAAGCAGGUCCAGACUGUGAAACAAGUGCAGGAGCUCAUCAAAGAUGGUGAUGACUCCAUCAUUGUGGGCUUGUUCUCCAGUGAGCAGGAUGCAGCCCUUGAGAUCUACAUGGAGGCCUGUAACUCGCUGAGGGAAGAUUUCAAAUUCCUUCACUCCUUUACCUCUGACGUGGUCAAACUGCUCAAGGCGUCCCCUGGGCAGCUUGUCAUGGUUCAGCCUGAGAAGUUUCACUCUAAGUAUGAGCCAGCAUCACACACACUCACUUUGAAGGAAUCCACACUGGUGUCAGAUGUUCAAGACUUCUUUAAAAAACAUGUGGUACCUCUGGUGGGCCACAGGAAACAGAGCAAUGAUGCCAAGCGCUAUACUAAAAGACCACUGGUGGUUGUGUAUUACGGAGUCGAUUUCAGCUUUGACUACAGGAAAGCUACUCAGUUCUGGAGGUCCAAGGUGCUAGAGGUGGCCAAAGACUUCCCAGAGUACACCUUUGCCAUUGCUGAUGAGGAAGAUUACUCUGAUGAGCUGAAGAGCCUGGGCUUGAGUGAGAGUGGCGAGGAGGUCAAUGUGGGAAUUUUUGAUGAUGGAGGCAAAAAGUAUGCCAUGGAGCCGGAGGAGUUGGAUGCUGAGGUGCUGAGAGACUUUGUCAUGGCCUUCAAGAAAGGCAAACUCCAACCAAUUAUCAAGUCCCAGCCUGUGCCCAAGAACAACAAAGGACCAGUGAAGGUGGUUGUUGGGAAAACCUUUGACGAUAUUGUGAUGGAUGCCACAAAUGACGUCCUGAUCGAGUUUUAUGCCCCAUGGUGUGGCCACUGCAAGAAGCUGGAGCCAGACUACCUGGCUUUGGGUAAGAAAUACAAGGGAGAGAAGAACCUGGUGAUUGCCAAGAUGGACGCCACUGCAAACGACGUGCCUCACGACGGCUACAAGGUGGAGGGUUUCCCCACAAUAUACUUUGCGCCCAGCAACGGCAAGCAGAAGCCAAUCAAACUGGAGGGUGGGGACCGAACAAUAGAAGGUUUAAGUAAGUUUGUUGAACAGCACGCCACAAAGCUAUCACAGAAGAAAGAUGAACUCUGAGAAUUUCUUUUCUCAACUUAGAACCAAUAACUCUUAUUGUAGCAGUGUGUGCUGGGAAGCUGCGAGGUAAGACAGGCAAGGAUGAGAGCGUUACUGAGUUACAGCGAUUACAAUGUUCAGUCCAUUUUUUUUGUAGUUUCUGUUGAUACCAAGGGAAUCUGCUCUCUUGCAUUUCUAAAAAGCAUGUAAGCACUGAUUGAAGGUCUUUUUAAAUAAACCAUUAAAAAUGGUGGUGGCCUUUCAGGCCAGCACUAAAAUUCAAGGCU
Messenger RNA from Lampris incognitus (smalleye Pacific opah), 2407 nucleotides. RefSeq names its product protein disulfide isomerase family A, member 4 (gene pdia4). Gene Ontology annotation, cellular component: cell surface; endoplasmic reticulum lumen; endoplasmic reticulum. The transcript has 10 exons. Bases 213 to 2141 code for a protein of 642 amino acids. Gene Ontology annotation, biological process: response to endoplasmic reticulum stress; protein folding. The record is from RefSeq and is a predicted model, not a curated record. Gene Ontology annotation, molecular function: protein disulfide isomerase activity. Lineage: Eukaryota; Metazoa; Chordata; Actinopteri; Lampriformes; Lampridae.